Molecule: messenger RNA, 16967 nt
Organism: Cinara cedri
Lineage: Eukaryota; Metazoa; Arthropoda; Insecta; Hemiptera; Aphididae
Source: the annotation of a GenBank genome assembly
UAUACCACGAUAAUAUCUUAGUUUGCGAUUUGUAUGUACUGAUUAUUGUUUACAUGAAAAAAUCAAUAGUCAACUGAGCGUCCAAACUCUGAAGUAGAAAGACUCACACAGACACACAUACUUUUGUUAGUUCAAUAGCAUUCACUAGUUAUAGUCUUCAAUUAUAUUGUUACAUUUAAUAUUAAGAUUUCGAACAAAAUUGUUUUUAGUGUACUUUGUUACUUUUAUUUAACGAAAUAAGAUUUUUGUUAUCGAUUUAAUCGAAUAUAUUCAAUAUGGGUGUACCAAAGUUUUUUCGUUACAUGAGUGAACGUUAUCCUUGCCUCAGUGAACUUGUUAAAGAUUAUCAGGUAUGCAUUUUAUACUUAAAUACAUUAGAUAUUUAUUAUAAAUGAUUAAAUCAAAUAUAAAUAUGUAAAUAAAGAAAAAAAAAAAACUUAUAUCUUUAAAUAAAUACAGGUACUUAUAAAUAUGGGCUCCUAUAGGAGGCUUAUAAUAUGUUGGAAAAUUAUGAAGCUGUAAGUUAUAUGUAUGAUAAGUUAAAUGUAAGAACAGUUGUUUAAUGUAAUAAUCAUUACGAUGAAUUUUUAAAACUAAACAUAAUAAAAUGAAAGAAUUUACAUAAAACAAAAUGAGACAAAAUUGAAUAUUUUAGGUAUAUGAAAUUUAUAUUUCAGUUUUAGUAAUCAAAAAAAAAUUAUACAAACAAUGAACUAUCAUUUUGCUUGCCCUAAAGAAAACACUUUAUUGUUGAGGCAAGCGAUUUGUGGGAUAGUCGGUAUGUAGAACUUUUAUAAUAGUGACUUAAAUUUUAAAGAAAAUCAAAUGCUUAUUACAUAUUAUUUGUUCAGAAAAACAAAAUGAUUUACGCCCAUUUGUUAGAAACAUAACUAUAUAUAGAAUAGUAUUACUUUAUGACUUUAUGUUAUGCUCAAUGUUAUAGAACAUGUCUUAUUGUAAACCACUCACCCCUCGUGUUAGUUUUGAGGUACUAGAUAAAGUCUAAAAUGCCAUUCUGAUUAAAUAGUGUUUAACGUGAAAUUUCACAAAAAAUGUUAUUCUGUUUACGAAUCGGUCGAAAAAAAAAAAGAAAAUGUUAAUUGUUCUUUUUGUUAAUAGAUCCCAAUAUUUAUUCAUAAUAUGUUAUUCCACAAAAAUAUAUUCCUAUAAAUUAAUGUUCUCAAACUCAAAUUACCAACAUGUCAUAUGUAUACGUCAAGGUAGUGUGAAAAAAUAACUAUGGAAAUUUAGUCUCCGAAAAAUAACCCCGUAUGAGUUUUGCCAAGGGUAAUGUUAGUACACAUUACGAAUUAUUGUGAUUCUAUUAUAUUUUACUAUUGCAAUAGGUAAAAAUUAAAAUUAAUCUAAAUUUAGUAUUAUACUAUUAUGCCAUUGUAUAUAGUAAAAUUUCUCACAAAUAAUGUUAAAUUUGAGUUCAAUGAUAAAUUAUUGUGUACGAUAAAAACGAUUCAGAACAAAGACGGUCUGUCUGUCAUAUAGAUCAGAUAUAUAAUAACUACAGACAUAUUAUAAUGGAUAAGAAAGAUUCUGAUAACUUUGUCUUUAAUGGUGUAAUAUAAAACACACUUCUCUCAAAAUUACUAAAUAACGAGAUCAAUGAUUCAUUUUUAUUAAGUCAAUUAAAUUUCAAAGUAAAUAACUACUAUAUUCCGCAACAAUCAUUUAUUUUAUAUUCCUCAUUCUUCUAAAAAGUAUAUAUAUAUCAAACAAUCCAAUUAAUAUUUUAAUUAGUACAUUUAUAUGAUGGCGUUAAAACGGUUUGAAAUGAAACCAUUUUUAAAAUUUAUUAAAACAGUUUAACUUAAUAUCUAUUACACCCGUUUAUAUAUCCAUAAUAUUAAAUCUGUUUAGUGAACAUUUUUGUAAACUGAUUUAAAUUUAAUUGUUUCUUACAUAACUUGAAUUUUGUUCCAAGAGAUAUAAUAACAUUUAUCUGAAAAAUUGAUAGUAUAUUUGUUAUUGUAAUCUUAAAUCAUGUUUGUGAACUUACUUUACUUUUUGGAUAAUAUUAUAAUUUAAUUAAUAAAUUAUAUUAUUAUUAUAUUUUUGUUUAUUACAAAACAUUUUACUUAUUUUUCUUCAUUACGAAAUGGAGACUAAAACUAUGCAUAUAAUGCCAAAGUCUGUAAUAAUAAUAAUAAUAAUAAUAAUAUUGAUUUGCCAAAUUCAUGAAUAAAUGAAAAAUAAUCGAAUAAUGUAAUUUAAUUAUAUUAACUAAUAAUGUAUAAUAUGUAAAUAGUAAUUAGACAUUUAAAUAUUUAAUGGAAAAAAACAAACUAAUAAGGUUAUAUAUCCGUGUGAUAAACCGUUUUAAGCGUUUAAAACGGUUUUAAUUUCUUAAACUACCUAAUGUGAGAGUUUUAAUUUUGAAAACAGUUUGAUAUUUUUAAACCAGUUUAAAGUAUUUACAUGAUAAGAAUAAAUUUUAAUUUCGAACCGUUUUAACAUAAUCAUAUAAAAUAUGUACUAAAUAUUUUUUGGAAAUUGUUAAGUAUUUUAAUAAAGAUUGUAUCUUUUGUAUUAUUAUUAUUAUAAUAAUUAUUCCAUGUAUUAUUCUAUUUAUCUUUUAUUGUGUGUUACCUUUUUAUUUUAAAUUAUAUUAUAUUAUUGUUAUUUAUACUGAUAUUUAGUAAAUUGGACAUUGUCCAUAUGAAUUUAUUAGUAAAUAAAUUAUAAUAUAAUAAAGGGGGAAUAUUUCUAAAAUUUGUAAAUUUCUGUGUGGGUUCAUUUAUGUCUAUUUAGUACUACAGUGUACUAUAUUAUAUAUCAUUUUUUUUUUUUUUUGCAUAUUAUUAUCAAUAUUUAUUAUUUAUAUGGGGUUAUUUUUUCCGUGGUUUUUUUUUUUAUGGAGACUAAUUUUCCAGGGUUAUUUAUUAUUCAAAUUAUACAUAUAUAAGUCAAAGAUUGUCGACCAAACCAUUUUGUUGUGGACCUUCCCUGUUUUUAGAUUCCGAGUGUAGCAAGGGAGCUAUUAGUUUUACAAUAUUGUUUAUUUCUUUUUCUUUCUGUGUUCUUUGUUAUAGUCUGCACACAUUUUUAACUAGUAAACUUGUUUUGAUUUUUACGCGUAGUAACUUUUCUGAAAGCUCAAGUUGUUUAAAUUGUAUUUUUGACAAGUCAUUUUUUGAUUUUUGGUGCCAUUUUUGAAAUAAAACUACUUAAGUGGGAAAAACAUAGGAAAACUUACAAUUUCAUGAUUUCAUUAUUUUAUAAAAAAUACAGACGACGUUUUCUACCCGAAAAAAAGAUUAAAUCAAAAUAUCACAAGAUACCUCUUUUGUUGCCUUUUUGAUUUAAUUUUGGACGAUAUCAUCGCUUAAACUUUUGAGCCACUUCUGAGCUGUAAAGGAAUUUUAAUUAUUGGGAGUUUUUUGCUGUGAUUUGGUUAUAAAUACACAUAGAGGCUUGAAACUGUGUUAUAAUAUUAACAUUGGACUUACCUAGACAUGGUCAAAUUUCCAAAAUAAUCUGAUGACUUUUUUUUUUUUUUAUUAAGCAUUUUGAAAUUUAAACGAAAAUCGCAAAAAAAAAAUACUGUAUUACCGAACUGCGCUCAGAAUCGUCUUUUGUCAUGCAAUGGUUUAUCGUUGCUUACAGAUAUAAAUGAAAUAACCAUAUGUAUUCUACUUUCCCAACUUCUUACCUACAACAGUGGCUGCCUCCAUCCUCAGUAUCAGCUUUUUAUUUUUACUUUUAAUACUAAAUACAAAGUAAAUGAUACAAAAUAGUAUUAAAAUAUAUGUAUAUGAAAAGACAUUUAUUUUUUGUUCAAACUACAUUCCCAGACUAAGUAUCUACAUAAAUGUUAGAAUUCGCCUAAAUUUUAAAUUUAUUAAAUUUAUCUUUAUAUAUUAUUUUUAUUGCUUUAUGAUUAUCAUAAAUGAAUCUAAUUCUUAUUGAUAAUUUUUCCAUACAAUGGAUAUAAAUUAUGUCAUGGCCUCUGGGUAUUGAUUAUUAAUGUUUCUAAUAGAAACUUUAUACUAAAAAAAAAAAUUAUUCAUUUUGAACCAAAGUUUGGUUGCCAAACCAAAUGACUACUUCAUUUUAAUAAUAAAAAUUUCCUCUAACCAUAAAAUGGGCUGUAUUUAAGUAUUAGGCCUUUUUUAAAUGUUUUUCGUCACAUCAUAUUUUUAGGACUUAGGUGCCAUAACAACAGAAUAAUAUAGUGGUAUAAUACUAGUGGUACUUGGAUAGCUCAUAUGUGGUACGUUAAGAUAUUUUUUGAUAAGUGAAAAAAAAAGUUAUUAAUUAUAAUGUAGUUUAUUAAUCCAUAAAUAUUAAUAAAAAUAACCAUAGACAUAUUUAAUUUUACUUUUGUGUAUUAAAUGCUUAUAUAAUUAUGUAGAUUUAAUAAUAAAACGUUCCAUGCAUGUAAAAUAAUGUUCACGUUUUAUUUUUUGAUAAGUAAAAAAAUGUCAAAAUGUGUUAAUGGUACAAUGAUGUGAAAUGAUUGAGAACCUAAUCUAUAGUCGUGAUUUCACCAAAUGAUCGUUUAUCAUUUUGUUUAUCUGAACAAAUUAUUUAUUUAUUUUUAAAUAAUGUAAAGCAUUUAAUUUUUUUUAAAACUGAAGUCACUGUUAUAUUAGUUCUAAAUACUAACAAGUUCUACAAAUAAUAAUUCUUCAUUAAUAUAAUAAAAAUUUGGUAUGGACCUGAAUUUGGCUCUGGAAUAUAAAUUCCUUAUAAAGAUAUAAUUUUUUUAAUUAUUCUGUUUCAUGUAGGUUCUUUUUUUUUAUUAUCAUUUUUAGUUUUAAAAGUUCAUUGUUAUAAUUAUUAUUACGUUAAAUAAUAAAAUAAUAAAGUAAAAACAAAAUUAUUAAAAUGGUUUAUACUUGUAAUUAAAUAUAUAAGUAACAAAUUUAUGUAUAAAAAUAAAUUUUUCUUAAUACAUUUUGUUUUUUACAUUAUAAAUCAUCUAUAUUGAUUAAUAUUUGUUUUGUAUUGCAGAUUCCAGAAUUUGAUAAUCUUUAUUUGGAUAUGAAUGGUAUUAUUCAUAACUGUUCCCAUCCUAAUGAUGAUGAUCCACACUUUCGUAUUUCUGAAGAGACUAUAAUUAAAAAUAUUUUUCAUUAUUUAGAGGUUGAUAAUAUUUACUAUAGUUGAUAAUUAUAUUAAUUACAAUAAAUUAUUGUAUCUUUGUAUUUUAGGUAUUAUUUCAAAUGAUUCAGCCUCAAAAAUUAUUUUUUAUGGCUAUUGAUGGUGUGGCACCUCGAGCAAAAAUGAAUCAGCAGCGUGGACGUCGUUUUCGUUCAGCCACCACGGCUGCUGAUCAAAUUAAAGAGGCUGUUAAACGAGGUGAAACCUUACCUUCUGAAGAUCGUUUUGAUUCCAAUUGUAUUACACCAGGUACAGGAUUUAUGGCUCGUUUGCAAACUGAGCUUGUAUAUUUUGUUACCGAAAAAAUUACCAAUGACGCCCUAUGGACUAAAGUACAAGUGAUAUUAUCUGGCCACGAAGUUCCUGGAGAGGGUGAACAUAAAAUUAUGGAUUUCAUAAGGUUUAUGAAAUCCUCUCCAGGAUAUAAUCACAAUACACGACAUUGUCUCUAUGGUUUGGAUGCAGAUUUAAUUAUGUUAGGACUAUGCACACAUGAGCCAUAUUUUUCAUUGCUCAGAGAAGAGGUAAUCUAUUAAAAUCUUGAAGUUUUUUUUAUAUAGUAUCCAGAUUAUUCAGAUGGUUUUAAUUCAAUUGAAUUUUGUUUAAGGUUAAAUUUGGACGCAAAACAAAAAAAGAAGUAUCAGUUGACGAAACAAAAUUUUAUCUAUUACAUCUGUCAUUAAUGAGAGAUUACCUAGGAUUAGAAUUUAAUGAGCUCAAGGAGACUUUACCAUUUGAAUUUGAUUUGGAAUGUAUUAUUGAUGAUUGGGUUAGUUUGUUAUUUUACAAAUAUUUUAUUAUUAUAAUUUAUUUUAUAAGUUAGGAAUAGAUUGUAUUGUAAUUACAACUUAUUACUUAUAAAAGUUCAAUAAAAAUAAUACGAGAACUAUGUAAUGGUUUUCAAUUAAAAACUUGAAACUUUUAUAAUUAUAAUUUUGAAUAAAUGAUGACACUGUCUACCUUAUAUAAUAAAAUUAAAUAAUAUUAUUCUAAUAACUUUAAUAUCUUUAGAAAUUAAUAUUCAAAUUUAAAUACUUAAUAUUAUUUGUCUUUUUAGGUAUUGAUGGGUUUUCUUGUAGGUAAUGAUUUUAUUCCUCAUUUACCUGAUCUUCAUAUUUCAAAAGGAGCAUUGCCAAUAUUAUACAGGGUUUAUAUGGAUAUUCUACCUAAAGUAGGAGGUAAUUGUGUAUUGUCAAAUAUAAUUAUAAAUUAAAUUUUGUAAAAAGUAGGUACCAUUUUAAUCAAUAUUUUAUUUGCACAACCUAACAAAGGUUUGGAAAUUCUAGUAUAUGCUUAUAUUUUAGAUUGACAUUAAAUCUAGUAGAGUGCUAUAAAAAUAUAUGUUUGUCACAUUAUAACAAUGAGAACAUGCAAUUUUAAAAGUAUGUUUCGGAGCAUAGCAAGGAAUGUAUUGGUUUUAAAAUAAUGUAUGUUCAUUAAACUUUUUUCCCAAAAAUCUUGCUCUAAGUGUAGCAUGUUUUCUAAAAAGACAUUUUUUCUGGAUAGUACUUUAGAGAAGUUAUUUUUUGAUUUUCCAAGCAGUUAAAUAAUGAGGAAAAUGUAUGUACAAGUAUAAAAGAAACUGUUUCAAAUCGUUUUUUGUUUUUAUCAUUGCAUAAAAAUAUUAUAUAAAUUCCCCUCUAUAUUCAAACUUCCCAAUUUCUCACCUACAACAGUGGCUUACCUAUUGUGCGAUGUAUGUCAGUCUAUUUUUUAUUAUUUAACAAAAAUCCAGAUUUGUCUAUACUAUGCAUUUUAAAUAAUUUUUAUUUUGUUAAAUAAUAGAGUACUAUUAUCCAAACUGUAUCUGUUUGUUUUUAUCUGAUUUACUUGAUUAUCGCUGGGUAUGAGAAAGUUUAAAUCUGUGAGUGUAAAAAAUAAAUGAUUAUUCUUUUAUAGAAUUUGAAAGUACUUUUAGAUUCUGAGCGUAAAAUAAAUAUUAGUUUUUCUAUGAGGUAUGCUUAUUUUUUUUUUAUUUAAACAAUUUUUCUACCAAAAAUCUUGCUCUAAAAUUUGAUGAAAUAACCUUUUUGUAGAAUUUUGGAGAUAGUAUUGGAGAAUAAUUUUCAUUAUAAUUGGGAAAAACUAAACAAAUUUACAGCAUUAAAAGUUUCAUUAUUUCUAAUUUGGUUUUUAUGUUGAACAUUUUCAAGUAAAGCUUUUUUCUUAAAGGAAAUGCUAUCUUGUCCUUGUGUAAGAAAGUUGUUUUUUGAUUUUUCAUGUUUUUCACAUUUAAUAGUUACAUUCAUGAAUUUAUUAAUUUAUUUGUUUAAAAUGUAUACAAUUUUUAGCAUAAUUGAAUAUUGAAAAUAUUUGUUACACAUUAUGUUCAUAAAUUCUUUGGUAUAAACAAUUUAAUUUAAAAUAAUUAGGUUAUUUGAAUGAAAAAGGAACACUAAACUUAAAAAGAUUUCAAACAUUUAUGGAAACCUUGGCCAAUUUUGACUAUGAACAGUUCCAAGAUAAUUAUGCUGAUAUAAAAUAUUUGGAAGGAAAACGUGCAUCAAAUAAUUUGCCUACUAUCGAAGUUAGUAUUUUUUAUAAUUAUUACUUAAUACAUAAUUUUAAAAAAUACCUAAUAUAAUUGUUUUCUAAAAAUACACUUUUUUUUUUUUUAGAACAAUACUAACAAUUCUUACAAUGAUGAAUUAGAACAAUUAAUUAAACAAACUGAAGAAGUAAGUUUUUCUUUUUUAUUAAAUAAUUUUAAAUUGUUUUUAAAAUAUUAUUACUUUAGUCUUUGAUCGGAGACAAAGAAGAUGAAAAUGAAGAAGAUGCUAUGAGAUCAGAGUUUACUUCACACAAAGAAAAUUAUUACAGAAACAAACUUGAAUAUAACGUUAUUACAGAGUAUGAUUUAUUAUAAUUUUUCUGGAUUGAAUUAUAUAAAAAAUAAUUUUAAUUUAUCAUUUCAGUGAUGUAAUGCGUUCACAAGCUGAAGGGUAUAUUCGUGCAUUGCAAUGGAAUCUUAAUUAUUAUUACAAUGGUUGUUGUUCUUGGUCUUGGUACUAUCCACAUCAUUAUGCUCCAUAUAUAUCUGAUAUCAAGGACUUUGAAAAUCUUAAACUAACAUUUGAGCUUGGUCAACCAUUUUUACCAUUUCAACAACUAUUAGCAGUGUUGCCAUCAUUGAGUAAAGGACUUUUACCAAAACCUUUUCAAGAUUUGAUGACAGAAGAUCUUAGUCCUAUUAAGUUAUAUUAUCCUGAAAAGUUUGAAACUGAUCUCAAUGGCAAACAACAUGAGUGGGAAGGAGUUGUACUUAUCCCUUUUAUUGAUGAAGUAAAAAUAAAAUAUUCAAAUAAUUCAAACAAAAUAAAGUCUUAAAUUAAUUACAAAUUAAUUUUCGGUUAUUUAGGAAGCUUUAAUUAAAGCUAUGGAUAUGGUUGAACAUAAAUUAACCGAAGAAGAGAAAAAUAGAAAUAAACACGGUCCAAUGCAUAGUUUUAAAUAUACUAAAGAAAACCUCGGUAUGAGUAUUUUAUGUAUUUACCAUGUUUGUUAUACACCUGUGUUUGUCUCUUUAAAUAACUGAAUAUUUUUUCUAUCCAAUUUUUCAAAUUUAUUAAUGAAAGGUUAAAUUUGUAUUUCUUUUUGGGGAUUCAAAAUAAAAUAAAAAAAUAUUAACUUUAUCUAUUAUCUAAAAUUGCUUUAACAAUAAUUAUGAAUUUUCAAAUUUUUAAGUAGAAUUAUUUUAAUUUUAUCAUAAUAGAAAGAUGUAGGGCAAAUAUUUAUUUUAUUGUAGAAUUUUGUUAAAUAUUAUGUUUUUUGAUUCUAAAUCAGUUUAAUGUCAUCAAAUAGUAAAUUUUAUCUCAAACAUUUUUACUAUUUUAAACAGAAAAAAAAUGUUUUCUCUAUUUUCUGAUAAGUAAAAUUUUUAUAAAUUCCUAGCAAAGAUCUAGUUUCUCCUCAAUUCCAACUUCCAUUGUUUGUGCAGAAUUAAUCCUCCGAGACUCAUUGAGAGUUUUUUCGUCUGUCUUAAAUUAAAAAUAAUUUUUUCCUAGCCAUUUUUCUUUUAAAAUUUAAUUUUUUACAUUUUGUCCUUUGUAUUCUUUCAAAAAUUGAUGUGAUAUUCAGAACAUCCUUUUCGGCCUAUAUAAUACAUUUACAUGAACAAUCCUUUCAUUUAUUGAUAUCUCCUCUUCGGAUAAAACAAAAGUAUUGAUAAUAAGGACAAACUAAGGGUAGUUAGUAAUUUUGUAAAAUUGUAUAAUUGUGUGUAAAAUAUACAAUUUUCAAUAUUUUGUUUAGGUUUAGUUUCACUUUCAAGAUAUUUUCCACCAAUCAAAGAAAAUCAUGCUGAAAAAACAGCUAUACAGCGUGAUGAUAUUGCUGUUGAUAUUAAUAAUCUUGUCAAAGGUUUAUGCCCAGGUAUAAAAACGGAUGUGUAUCAUGUUGGAUUUCCAUCACUUCAUCUUAUUCCAAUUUCGGUUAGUUGAAAUGUAUAUUUUAAAUUAAAUGUUCUUUAUCUUCAUCAUUUUUCUUUAUUAUAAUAGAGUCAAUUACAAAGGCGAAAUGUAAAAGUAUUUCAAUCACCUAGUAUGGGUGAAAAUAUGAUAAUAAAAAUCAUCAACAAAGAUAAAAUUGAUCAAGAUAGCAUACAGCAUAUUGCUAAAGAAUUACUUGGAAAUACACUUUAUGUCAAUUGGCCACAUCUUGAAGAAAUUAAGUGAGUUUUAUCUCUAUUAUACAAACAAGUUUUGAUAUUUAUAUCUUCCCUUUAGUCCAUAUUUUAUUUAUGUUUCUAUGAUUAUGGGUUCCUUGUUUAGAACAAUUACAAAAAUAUAAAUAAAAUAUUUAUUAUUAUGUUGGUAUGAAUUUGAUAAAUAUGUUGUUGUUUUUUUAAUUUUUUAAUCCUCAGAUUGGUUAAUAACAAAAUUACUUCUCUGCGUUUUUCUUAGGUUAGGUUGACUUAUACAGACAAUGUGUCGACUCCCUUAUUUUUUAGUUUGAGUGUAGCAAGAAAUUUAUUUUUUUUUGUAAUGUGUUUUUAUUUUUAUUUUUUAAUAUUUUUUUUGUUGUGUACUACUUUGCUACCAUAAAUCUUACCCCAACCCAAAAGUGACUAGAGAUCUUUUUUAUAGCAUUUAGAAUCUAAUGUGUGCAUUGGGUAGGUUGUUUUUUCAAAGUAUUUUGACAAUUGAGGAAAAAAAUAUUGCAAUAAUGGAAAGAUUAUAGCGCUGUAGGUUUUUUUAAAUAUAAUUUGCACAAGAAUAAUAGUGUAAACUUGAAAUUUUGACGUGGUCAAUUUUUACAUCUGGUUUAUUAACCCGAAACUUUGAGCAAAGAAUGGGAAAUGAGACCAAAAAAUAACUAUGGUUAAUGAAAAACAAUUUGAGUUUUUAUAUAUGAGUGUAAAACUAAAUACAAUAUGUAUAUGAUGUAGAACAAGAGUCUAAUUUUUGUAUUUUAAAAUUAUAGCUAAUAAGACUGGUUUAAAAUAGAACAUCAGUUACUAUUUCUAACUGUCUGAAGAAAUACUCUUAGAGUAUUUCAUGAUCAAUAAACUAUUUACAAUUAGGGUCCGUGCCUAAUGUUGAGUUAGGGACCACUAUACUAGAGCUAGGGGGUUCACUUGUUAGCUGUCAGUGUAUAUUCUAUGCGAGGGAAGGGGAGGCCAUUGGGCAACCACCAUUUUCCAUCUAGUUGUGUCUAAUGAUAGAAAUUGUUUAUUAUUUCUUUAAACGUGUAAAUAUUUGUCAGGGUUAUGUCAGUUUUCAACACAACAGUAAAAUUAUCAUUUAAUGAAGAAGAACAAUUAAUUGUUCGAGAAAUGACUGAAUCAGAUGUAAAAGAGUUUAAUUCGCUUUCCCAAGGAAUUUCUAAAAAGUUAGUAAUAUUUUUAUUAUUAUUUUUUACUUAUCGUUAUACUGAUUUACCUUUUUAAAUUUAUCUAUUAAAUAGAUAUAUUACAACACGUGGUAUUGAAAUUGGUAAAACUAGUGUACUAAUAUCUGGUCAAAGUUUAAGAGGAACUAAGUAUGUAGCACGGCAAGAUGGAAGCGGAGUUGAUCUAAUAAAAGUUGUAUGUAUUAUAUUAUUAAAAUAUCCAUGUUAAGGUUAUUAUUUUAUAUUUUUCAUUGUUAAAUAGUGGAAUGAAAUACCAACAAUAAUCGCUUAUCAAACAGCUGUGCCCGGUAUAGAAAUAAAUGAUUAUACUACAAAACCUAGCUAUUUUGCUCUGGACGAAUAUUUUCCUGUGGGAAGCACAGUAUUUAUACUGGACGCUCCAUAUUAUGGUUGCCAAGCAGAUGUGGUUGGAGGUUUUAUAUCUACACGGGUUAAAGUUAAUAUAACACUUGAACCAGAACCUAUUUUGGAAAGUUUAAAAGAAUGUGUUGAUUCUGUAUCUACAGAACUAUAUUAUGGUAAAUAUCCAAAGUAAUAUUGACUUGAAUCAUUUAUACAAAAUUGUAUUUAAAUUUAAUAUUUUAGCUAAUAACGCAGCAGCCAAGCUUUCUAUCAAUUCACAUUUACUUGCUAAAAUUACUGGAACAAUAUUGUUAAAUGUUGAAACUCAUGAAGACAGAAAUGAGAAAAAAUUGAAUAUUGGAAUGAAUCUUAAAUCAAAUAAACGAAAUGAAGAAGUUAGAUUUAAUUAUUAAAUUAUAUUUUCAUGAUUUCUUUUAAUUUUAAACAUAUUUAAAUUUAUUUAAGGUGGUUGGGUUUACAAAAAAAUUUGACAAUGUUUGGAUGUAUACUCAAAAAACCAUUGAUUUAUUAAGUGAAUAUAUACAAAGAUUUCCAGAAAUAAUAAAGACUUUGUUAAAAUCAGAGAAUAAAGAUACUUUUAAAUCUGAAGAAAUGUUUCCAGAUUCAAAUACUAGGUAUUAUUUUUUUUUUUAAGUUAAAAAUUUAGAAAUAAAAGCAUUGACUAUUAUAAAAUUAUACAAAUAGAAACCAAAAAUUGGAAGAUCUAAAAAAAUGGAUUGGAGAAAUGCGUUUAUUGACUAAAGAUAAGCAAUCUUGUGGAUCAAUGGAACCAUGCAAAGUUAUUGCAGUUGAAAAAUACAUGGAUGAAUUUAACGAAGAAAACAAUAUUCACAAAAGAACUGUAACAUUAAGUGUAAAAUCGCAAAAUCUUUUUAAAGUAAUUUAUUUUUAAUUAUAGCUAUUAUUAUUUAUUAAUAUUAAAUUAUUAAUUGCAAUAAUUUAUUAGCCUAUAGCUAAGCUAGACAAAUUGAAAGCUGACGAGGGAGUGGACACACGGAUAUUGGACCGUGUAGUGUGUGUUCGUUCUUCAUAUCAAGUUCCCUUGGGUUUCAAAGGCACUGUAAUCAGUAAGUACAGAUGUGAAUAGUUUAAAUGAAAACUUUAUUUAAUUUAUAUUUUUAUGUAGGUAUUUCCAAAUCAAACAUUGAUACUGAAGUUUUAUACAGCGUAGUAUUUGAUAAAGAGUUUCCAAAUGGUAUAUCAUUUGGAGGAAAUACUAAUCGUGGAUAUAAGCUGUGUAAGAUGUCAUUUAUUAACUUGACUAAUGCCAUUCGUUGUGGACUUUAUAAACCAUUAGAUGUUCAUAGAAUAACUAAUCAAUCUUCUCGUACUGAAAAACAGGUAAAUAAAGUUUGUUUUAAAUAAUUAAUUUAAAAAUGUUUUAAACAAACUUAUUAAUAUGGUUUUAAUUUUAAUUUUAAGACUACUCAAAGUAUAUGGGAACAUUUACAGGUUAGUAUUAUAUUUAAAUGAUUAUUCUUUUUUAAAUUGUAUAUGUUUAUGUUUUAAAAAUAUGUAUCUAAGUAGUCAUUUUUCUUGUCUUACUAAUGUAUCUAGAAUUUAUUUUCUGCUAUUUACUAUAUACUUCUUUUUUAUAUAAAUCUGAUAACAUUUUUUUUUUUUUUAAACAGUCCAAUACUAAUGCACAAGGAAUCAAAUUUAAGCCUCGAGAAGAAAAAAUUACACUGGCGCCAAAAGAAUCUUGGCGGCGACAACAAGUACAGUUUUAAUGUUUAAUUAAUUGUUUAAAUUAUACUAGAAAUUAUUUUACUUAUUUUAGAUAGAUUCGGAUAUUAUAUUAAUAGUGUAAAUAUACAAAUUUGCUGUAUAAGUGGAAGAAAAGAAUUAAACGGCUGAUGUGUUACGGUUGUAGGAUUUUAGGUGGAAAGUUGAGCUGGUAGGAUCCACAAAGUUAUUUAAUUUUCAUAUCUGUACACAAUGAUUAAUUAAUUCUUUAAAUAGUAAAAAUGCUAUUCUAAGCAAAGUUCAAUUAAACAUAUGUUGAAAUGCUGACAUUUUUAAGAUUUUCAUCAAAAUUUACAAUCCCUAUAAAUAAAAUUACUACACUAUGCUAAAAAUUAAUUUUUUUUUCUGUUCUGCCAAAAUAAUAUUAACUGCAUGAAUCCAUAUAAAAACUAUAAAAAAAAUAAUUUGAAAAUGUCAAAUACUAAAAAACAAUUAAAUAAAUCACCAGAAUAUUUAAAAAAUAUAUCACAUCCAAAAAAGUUUAUUAUUGGUAUUAAGUGGUGAGGUUUAUUUCGCUGGCACCCCACUUUUGGAUUUUAACAAAAAAUCAAGAGCGUUUUAUUGUAUACAUUUCUACUGAUCUGUGCCAUUAGUUCAGAAAUGUGUAUUUUAAAACUUUCUGAGGUAUAGCCAUUUUUUCUUAGGGGUUAAUGAGGAAAUUGUUAAGUCAUCGAGAUUUUACUGUAUAUUAAUGUGCAUAAUAUAUAAUUAAAUAUACAUAAAUUGUGAAACACAAUGAAUUGUUGAUUCAUUCAACAUAUUGAAAUUCAUUUUGGUGCUAACUAACUACUUUUUUGACCAAUCAAUAUAAAUGGCACAAUGUACUAUUUAGCAAGGAAGUAAAUUGAUGACAUUGUAAAUUCAAUGUAUCUAAAUUUAUUUAUUGAAACUAUUUAUUUAUUUAUAAGUAAUUUAUCUUGGUACUUAUAGUUUUACAUCAUAGACUAGUUUUUUCCUAAUGCUCUUCUAAACAGCGUAAUUGUAAAUCAUUUGAGUAAUUUAGGUCAGUGUUUCCCAACUUAUUUUACUCAUGAAACCUUUUCAGUAACUUAAAUAUUUUAUGAAACCCCAAUUAUUAUUUUUUUAUAACCACAUAAUGCAGACAUUUUUUGAAUACUUAAAUGAGUGGACAGUCCGAGACUUCUGGCAAAACAGUAAGUAUUGUUAACAAAAAAGAUAACAGCAGCAAAAAUGGUUUUUUAAAGUUUUAUUUUGUCAACACCUACCCUAUGGCAAUAUUAUUUAUGCACAUAAUCAAUGAUUAUUAAUAUAAGGCUUAAACUAAUAUUAAUCUUUCAUUACCACAAAGAUCACAAAGAUGAAUUUAAUGAGGAGAUUGGAUUCUUUUCGUUAGUUUUCUUCAUUAUUGUAAUCAAAUUAGGAGAUAUUCCUGUAAGUUAGAUUCCUAAGUCCGGAACAAUAUUCAAUUGAUUUUGAAACUAAAUUUUUUUUUUCUUGCCCUUUGGAAAACCAGUUUCACACAAGUAUGAAGUAGCAAUUGACAAUAAAACGGUGACAGCCUUAACAAAUAGUUUUUUGUAAUCACUUUCCACGACAUUCUAGAAUUCCUUUAAUUAUAUAAAAUAAUUAUAUUGAAAAUGUUUACUAAUUUAAUUUCUCCCAUAUUCCUUACGACACCCUUGGCACCGAUUCACGGAAUACCAAUUGGGAAACACUGAUUUAUGUUAUAACCUUUAUAAAUAAUUUAUUACUAAAGUAUAUUUUUAAACAUAAAAGCAAUUUGCACAUAGGCUCCUUAAAGUAAAUCUAGAAUAUUUUAAAUUUAUUUUUAGAGAAGAGAAUCACCGAUCACCAUUGCAAGCUCUAAAGGAGCACAUAGAGUUCCACAGACAUCUUUGGUAAGUAAUUUUUUUUUGUUAUGGUUAAUAUAUUUAUAUAAUAAUUUUAUAAGUCUGAUACAUUUAAAUAUUGCAUGGCGAUUAUUUUAAUGUUUAAUUUUCACAUUUAGGAAUCGGUUAAUAUCGACCAACAAUUCAGUAAUAAUUUCAACAAACCGCAGUUGAAUGCUGAAGCAUGUGUUAGUAUUUAACUAUAAUAUAUCUAAUUAUGACCUAUGUAAAUAUUUGUUAUAUCCCUAUUUAGGAAUUCAAAACAUUAGCAUUGAAAAAAAUGUUGAAAAUUGAUCCAGUUGACAAUUUAGAUUCUUCAGAUUCACCAACAGAUGUAUUAUAAUAUACUUGAGGUUAAAUUUAUUUUUUUUUAAUUUAAUUUUAAUUUACUUUUAGGAUGAACAUUUUUCAAAUAAAUCACUGAAUAGUUUAUCAGGGAGUUCACUAGGUGAAUGGAAAAACACAGAUCCUCAAUUUUCAAACUACAAUACUAAUGAACAAGUAGCUGCUAAUUUAAUGGAAAAUCCAGCACAAGCUAAACAUGUAUAUUAUAGUUUAAUAUUUUUAAUCUAAUACACAAUAUAUUAUUUUAAUAAAUAAUCUGGUUUUAGGAAAAACCUUGUAUGGUUUUGUCAUUGGAAAAGUAUUAUUUGUCAAAAGGUUAUGGUCAUCCUAAAUAUAGUUAUAUAAAUUUGGUAGAUGAACAAGGUUUCAAAAUGUACUGUGCUGAAGUGAUUUUACCAAAUGGUGUUACAAUACGAGGAGAACCAAGCCACUCUUAUGCUGAGGUCUAUUCAUUUUAUAUUAUUAAAUAAUAAUGUAAUACAUUUUACAGUUAGAAAUUUAUUAAUCAUUAUAAUUAAUGGUGUAGGCAUCUGAAGAAGUUGCAGCUCGGGGAUAUAUUAUUGUACAGCAAAUGGAUGCAAACAAAAACAUUGAACUCACAGCACAAAAUACGACUCCCAAUCCAGAAAGAAGACCACCACAACAAGGACCAUCUAAUGUGUAUAUGAAUUUUGUACCAUCUCACCAACGUCCUAAUUUUCAACAACUGCAUCAGCAACCACAGCUAUAUCAACACGUGCAUCAAUAUUUUGACCAUUCCCAAAACUCAUUUCAACAAUUUCCAUCACUGUAUCCACCUGCUUUUCCAUUUCCCUCUCAACAACCAUAUCCGAUGCCAUUCCAACAAAUGUAUAGACAGCAAAAUCAUUUUGGUUAUCCAAUACAACAUCAACCGUAUGUAUUUUAAUUACAUAAAUUAUUUAUUUUCUAUAAUAUUUUGUUAUUUAAGGUUUUUCAAUCAUCAACAAGAAUUGCAGUAUCCUAAAUUUGUACCUCUUUGUACAAACUUGAUAAAUCCAUCACAAUUACCUCAGCCACCUGUUCAUUGGCAACCUAUCAACAGAAAUGGUAUAUCAAUUUAAAUUUUUUAUUUUUAAAAAAUAAAAUGAGUGUUGAGUUUGACUCAUUUGAGUUCUGAACAUUAUUUUUAAUAAUAUUUUUAUUUUCAGUUCCAAAUAAUGCAUUUCUAAUAAACCCUAUUCCAAACACUUAUCAUCAACCUCAACAAAGUAGUAACCGUCAAAACUAUACUGCACCAACAACAAAAGAUAAUAUGUCAACGGUAAUAAAUAAAACAGUAUAGUCAAUUUAGUACAUUCGAUGUAAAUAUAACAUAAUUUUUAAGAAUGAGCAGUACAUGUCAAGUAACAGAGUAAUGAUUCCAAGUCCUUCGAGCGCAUUUUCAUCGGCAGCUAAUACAAAUGACCAGUCCACAUCCAUUCGUAAAGUAAAAAUUGCUGCAAAUUUUAAUUCUCCACAACAAUAAAUGCUCGCUCUAUAAUUAAUUUACUAAUCCUUUUUUCUUAUUCAUUCGUAAAUUGGAAAAUAAUUUUAAAGUGCAAUAUAUUUAUAUUGAAUAUUUCAGUAAUACUCAGUAACAAACUUCUUCCUAUCUUUUCCUACCCUGGGACAUAAGGUCAUUAUUGAAAUUUAAAUCUGUAUAUGUGUUUUGUGUAUAUCUAAUUUAAUAAUUUA